UUUUGUUCUGUUUUUAACCAUAACCAUAAUCUCGACAUCCGUAAUCACUCUCAUAGAGUAACUUUUUAGAAAGUGAAAGGAGCCGUUGCUGUUCUACUAAUAUCUAACCCAUAAAAAGAAGCUUCAAGAAAUCCCUCAUUCCCAUUUUUCUUCUCUACACAAGCAGCAGCAGUGCAGACGAAGAGCCAAACGAAAGGGUUUGGCUUUCAAGUGCUAAAGAGAAGGAGAAUGGGGAAAAGGGUUGGAUUCAAUCUCAUUUUUCUUGGGAUUUCACUGUUCUUGAUACUUUUGGGCCAUUGCCAAGGAAGUAAUGUUGGAGUUUGCUAUGGAAGGAAUGCAGAUGACCUCCCAACACCUAAUAAAGUCGCUCAGCUAGUCAAACUUCAUAACAUCAAAUAUAUUCGGAUUUAUGAUUCAAAUAUUCAGGUUCUCAAGGCCUUUGCCAACACUGGUGUUGAACUUAUGAUUGGGGUUCCAAAUUCCGACUUGCUGCCAUUUGCUCAGUUCCAGUCUAAUGUAGACACUUGGCUUAAGAAUAGCAUACUUCCUUAUUACCCAGCUACGAAAAUAACGUACAUUACGGUUGGUGCUGAGGUCACUGAGAGCCCCAACAAUGUGUCUGCGUUGGUGGUGCCUGCCAUGAAUAAUGUACUCACUGGCCUCAAAAAGGCUGGUUUGCACAAGAAGAUAAAAGUUUCUAGCACUCAUUCUCUUGGAGUUCUGUCUCGGUCAUUUCCUCCCUCAGUUGGGGCUUUUAGUAGUAACUAUGCAUCUUUCCUGAAACCAUUGUUGGAGUUUCUUGCUGAGAACCAGUCUCCCUUUAUGAUCAAUAUUUAUCCUUAUUAUGCAUAUCGAGAAUCCCCAAACAAUGUGUCAUUGGAUUAUGCUCUUUUCGAGUCAUCGAAUGAAGUUAUUGACCCAAACACUGGUCUGCUUUACACGAAUAUGUUUGAUGCUCAGAUCGAUGCUCUUUAUUUUGCUUUGAUGGCCCUAAAUUUCAGAACAAUUAGAGUGAUGGUAACAGAAACAGGUUGGCCAUCUAAAGGUUCACCAAAGGAGACAUCUGCUACUCCCGACAACGCUCAAACUUACAACACAAAUCUUAUUCGCCAUGUAAUCAAUAACACGGGGACACCUGCAAGGCCUGGAGAGGAACUAGAUGUAUAUAUCUUCUCUUUGUUCAACGAAAACAGGAAGCCGGGGUUAGAUUCCGAAAGAAACUGGGGAUUAUUUUAUCCCGACCAGACCAGCGUCUACAACUUGGAUUUUACAGGAAAGAGUGUGGUAGACAUGACUGCACAGGCAAAUAGCACUGCUUCCAAUGGAACUGCUUGGUGCAUAGCUUCAACCAAGGCGUCCGACAUGGACUUGCAAAAUGCCUUGGAUUGGGCUUGUGGUUCAGGGAACGUCGAUUGCACACCCAUUCAGCCAAGCCAGCCUUGUUUCGAGCCAGAUACUCUGGUUUCCCAUGCAUCUUAUGCAUUCAAUAGCUAUUUCCAGCAAAAUGGAGCCACUGAUGUUGCUUGUGGUUUUGGAGGGAAUGGAGUUAAGGUUAACCAGGACCCAAGCUAUGAUACUUGCUUGUAUGCAACUACAGGGAAGAACAAGACAAUUUCUUCGAGUAACACAACAGCAAUAUCUUCAACUUCGUCAUCCUCUUCUUCAAGGAUUGAAUUUUCUGCUGGUCUACUAGUUAUGUUGAUUUUUAUAUCAUGUUUUCUGAAAAUUUCAUGAUGGGGUUAAGCCUGAAAAUUCCAGAUUUUGCUAUAGAAAGACAUUGCUGGAUCGAGCAUUUUCCUUGUUUUUGUAAUUUAUUGGGAGGAGUUGCAAAUGUGUAUCUGCUCUGUAUGAUAAGGAUGUGUAGCUUUUAAGGACGAAGUCAAUGGAAUUAGUUGUUGAUGUUUGAAAUAGACAAAUAAUGAGAAAAUAAUGUAAAAGUAGAGAAUCAACACAAAAAA
Molecule: messenger RNA, 1958 nt
Organism: Cucumis sativus (cucumber)
Lineage: Eukaryota; Viridiplantae; Streptophyta; Magnoliopsida; Cucurbitales; Cucurbitaceae
Product: glucan endo-1,3-beta-glucosidase 13
Exons: 4
Coding region: 229-1734 (501 amino acids)
Biological process (GO): carbohydrate metabolic process
Cellular component (GO): plasma membrane
Molecular function (GO): hydrolase activity, hydrolyzing O-glycosyl compounds
Source: RefSeq, a predicted model, not a curated record